Molecule: messenger RNA, 2287 nt
Organism: Rhopilema esculentum
Lineage: Eukaryota; Metazoa; Cnidaria; Scyphozoa; Rhizostomeae; Rhizostomatidae
Product: tyrosyl-DNA phosphodiesterase 1
Biological process (GO): DNA repair
Cellular component (GO): nucleus
Molecular function (GO): single-stranded DNA binding; double-stranded DNA binding; 3'-tyrosyl-DNA phosphodiesterase activity
Source: RefSeq, a predicted model, not a curated record
UCUGAAUAUUUACGAGAGGAGAGCAGCUAUGCUCCUUCGCAACAACAUGAAUCUGCUCUGCUGCUACUGCUUUUCUGACAUCAUAACACAGGACCACAUUGGCCUUUGGUGAUGCAUACAUAGUGAUGACAGAAAAGCCUGCAUUGUCACUACCAGUUAAGAGACAAGCCAGUUGUGACAUUGAAGAAAAUGCUAAUAAACCAAUGUGUAAAUAUGGAGAAAAGUGUUACCGAAAGAAUCCACAGCAUUUCAAAGAAUUUCAACAUCCAAAAUCCACAACUCCAGUAGCAAAAAGACAAAAAUUGAACUGUGAAGAGUUGACAGCUACUUCCCGAAAUCAUGUACCAUUAUAUGUAACCUCAGUCCGAGGAAUAUCAGCAGAGUACAAUCAGAAGAAUGUUGCUAUUGGAAUAAAAGAUAUUCUAUCAGAGGAAGAUGGUGACCUAGAAGCAUCUGCUCAGUUCAACUACAUGUUUGACCUUUCUUGGCUGAUGCAACAAUAUCCUGUAAAAACAAGGAGAAAGCCAUUGCUUAUUGUUCAUGGAGAUUCUGGUCAAAGUAAAGCAAAUCUAGAAGCAGAAGCUGCACCAUUCAAAAACAUUGAAUUUGUUCAGGCAGAGCUCACCAUACCAUAUGGCACCCAUCAUAGCAAAAUGAUGUUCCUUCUUUAUAACGAUGGAUUAAAGGUGGUAAUUCAUACGGCGAAUUUAAUUGAGCAGGAUUGGGACCAAAAGACGCAAGGUGUCUGGGUGAGCCCGAAAUUCCCCAAGUUAUCUACGAAGCAAAAUCAAGAUAACCUGCAGAAUGAUGAAUUCAAAAAAGACCUCCUGGAAUACUUGGAUGCAUAUGGUAGCAGUUCUAAGCUCGAUGUUUGGAGAAAUAGAAUCAAGGAUCAUGACAUGACUGGAGCAAAGGCUCGGAUUGUUGCGUCCGUGCCUGGGAGACACGUAGGAAUCUCGAAGUACAAAUGGGGUCAUCUUAGAUUGCGAAGUCUUUUAGAGCUGUUUGGUCCAGACAAUGAAUUUGUGGAUAGACGUUGGCCUGUGCUGGGGCAGUUUUCAAGCAUUGGUUCUUUAGGACCUGACGAAAAGAAAUGGCUUUGUGCUGAAUGGUUGGAAAGUUUGGCAGCUGUCCGUAGAAAGCCAUCAAUUCUAAAAGCAAAUUUACCUGAUUUAAAAUUGAUUUUCCCGAGUCUUGAAAAUGUAAGAACAAGUUUGGAAGGUUAUAAAGCUGGCGGCUCGCUCCCAUACGCAGAUAACAACGCACGGAAGCAAUUAUAUUUGCUGGAAUAUUUCCACCAGUGGAAGUCAACUCAGUUAGGAAGGACACGUGCUUCGCCGCAUAUAAAAUCUUAUUCACGGAUUUCACCUGAUAGCAAUGAAGCUGCAUGGUUUCUUCUCACGAGUGCAAACCUCUCGAAGGCAGCUUGGGGUGCAUUUGAGAAGAAAGAGUCGCAAUUGAUGAUACGAUCGUUUGAGAUUGGUGUCUUAAUGAUCCCACAGCAAUUUAGUUCUGAAUCGAAAUCUUUUAACAUCCUGGGGAAAAACAAAACCAAUUCAGGUUCUUCGUAUUCAUUGCAACUUCCUUAUGAUGUUCCACUUACGGCGUAUUUGCCGGAUGACAGUCCAUGGAUAUGGGAUCGCAAUUACUUGAAGCCAGAUAGUUUGUCAGGAACAUGGAUGCCAAGAAGAUAAUAGCGGUUUUGAUACCAAUUUGAAGGAUUUGUAUCAACGAACACUGAGCCAUCAAUGCUUCGAAUGGCGUUCUUCAUUUAAGUAACCUACAGCUAGAAAGUGAUAAAGAAAAUCUCAAUAGGGAAGAAUUUACAGGGGUCUUCUCACAUAUCAGGAGCUUUGAGUUGGAAAUUUACGACAUUCUAGUAACACUUUCAAAUUCUACCUCCUAAGCUUAUUGUAAUGUAUGCUAAUGCUUUCUUAUUUACACAAAAUUGUUAAAGUGCAUUGGCUGUAUCUACUCAGAAGGGAAUUCCAUUAUAAGCCAUUAUUCAACAGCUCUUCAAUGUGGACUUUUCCUUUUUAGAACCAAAUUUAUUUUUGAAUGGCAUGUUUUAAGGCAAUCUAAGUAAGUUCUCGUAAUGUAAUUGAUUGGUGCUAAGGUGUUUUAAAUAAGUAUUUGUAUGCGUGAAAAUUGAACUUUAAGCUAAUUAAGGGUAGAAUUUUAGGUGACCUGCUGUGAGCUUGUCAAAAUUUAUGUUGUUAAGUACUAGUGUACUAAAAAUUUUGAAUGAAUAAAUACUAAGAGAGAUUCUAUGCAGUCUUUCACUAAA